AAACCAGCAACAUGAGUUCAGCUAUCCAGAAGGUGGAGGCUCUGGAUACUCAGCGGAUGGUCCGAGUUCAUUGGGAAGAUGGUGGUGAAUCAUUGUACCCUGCCGUUUGGUUGAGAGAUAAUUGCCAGUGCUGUGAUUGCUACCUCAGUUCCGCAAAGGCUCGGAAACUUCUUAUCGAAGCCCUGGACAUUAACACUGGUGUAAAGAGCCUGACUUUGACAGAAAAAAAAAAGGUCCACAUUAUAUGGCCUGAUGAACAUUCCAGUGAAUUUGAAGCUGCCUGGCUGAAGAAAAGGUGUUUUUCUCAAAAAUCUAGAGCAAAAUUCCAACAAGAAUUAUUCUUUCCAGAAUGCCAGUAUUGGGGCUCAGACCUGCAGCUUCCUACCAUGGGUUUUAAAGACAUUUUAAGCAGUGAUGAACAUGCGUAUAAUUGGCUGUCCACCCUGAAGAAAGUAGGCAUUGUGCGGCUAACGGGAGCUUCUUCCAAGCAAGGAGAAGUGGCUAAACUUGGUAAAAGGAUCGGCUUCCUGUACCUCACAUUUUAUGGGCAUACUUGGCAAGUACAGGACAAAAUAGAUGCUAACAAUGUGGCUUACACAACUGGAAAGCUGAGCUUUCACACUGACUACCCAGCUCUGCAUCAUCCACCUGGGGUUCAGUUUCUUCAUUGCAUAAAGCAAACAGCCACUGGUGGUGAAAGUGAAGUUGUUGAUGGCUUUAACGUGUGCAGAAAACUGAAGGAACAGAAUCCUAAGGCAUUUCAAAUCCUCUCUUCAACCCUGGUGGAUUUUGCAGACAUUGGGAUUGAUUACUGUGACUUUUUAGUGCAAUCCAAGCACAGAAUCAUUGAGCUCAGUGAUGGAGGCCAAGUGGUUCGUAUUAACUUCAAUAAUGCCACUAGAGACUCAGUGUUUGACAUACCUGUGGAAAAUGUGCAGCCAUUUUAUGCCGCCUUGAAAGAGUUCGUUGACCUUAUGAGCAGUCAAGAAUCCAAAUUCACCUUCAAGAUGAACCCAGGUGAUGUGAUAACAUUUGAUAACUGGCGCUUACUGCACGGUCGACGCAGCUAUGAAGCAGGGACAGAAAUAUCACGCCAUCUUGAAGGUGCCUAUGCUGACUGGGAUGUGGUAAUGUCAAGACUCCGUAUUUUAAAGCAAACGAUCCAGUACGGAAAUUGAAUUUUCACUCCAGAAUUUAAAUCACAGUAACACUAAUAAAGACAGCCAGUUCUUUGGGAUAUGACCAGCAAUACUUUGAGAUAGGCCUAUAUAUGUACUGUCCAAAUACCACAAUCAGUAUAAAAUCCAAGUCUUGAUAACCUCAUUUUCAAAUUAGAGUUUUGUGAUUAAAAUAUGACCUGUCAUUCAA
This is a messenger RNA of Tachyglossus aculeatus (Australian echidna), 1368 nucleotides long. RefSeq names its product gamma-butyrobetaine hydroxylase 1 (gene BBOX1). The record is from RefSeq and is a predicted model, not a curated record. Gene Ontology annotation, biological process: carnitine biosynthetic process. Gene Ontology annotation, molecular function: iron ion binding; gamma-butyrobetaine dioxygenase activity. The transcript has 7 exons. Gene Ontology annotation, cellular component: mitochondrion. The coding region runs from base 12 to 1178 and encodes 388 amino acids. Lineage: Eukaryota; Metazoa; Chordata; Mammalia; Monotremata; Tachyglossidae.